UUAAAAACCGAUUGCUCUUUUUGAACUUAUUGUAGGCUUUUUAAGUAACAUUUUAAACGAAUUUUGAAUAAACUGAAUAACUUUUUCCAAUGGUAUGCUGCAUCUAGUUUGUUUGUUGCGUACAAGACUUUUGUUUGUUGAUAUUUUGAAUACUAUGAAUUGCCGGAAAAUAUGACAGAAACUGUAAAAAUAUAUUCGUUACCAGCUCCUCAAGUAAAACCAGAUCCAUUCCUAGCUUAUAGUGAAAAUUUAUCUAAAAGAAGAACUACCAUCAUAAUUGAUAAUGGUUCUUACAUGUGUAAGGCUGGUUGGGCAAUUAAUGAAAAGCCAUCCUUUGUUUUUAGAAAUGUCCUUGCUAAAUUACGUGGAAAGAAGGAAAGUGAAACUCAAGUAGGUAAUGACAUUAAGAAUAUUGAAGUUGUCAGAUGGUUAUUGAAAACCCAGUUUGAUAAGAAUGUUGUGACUCAAUUUGAUGCUCAAGAAGUAAUUUUUGAUCAUAUCUUUAACCACUUGGGAAUAAAUACUGCUGGUGUAGUAGACCAUCCUAUCGUACUUACUGAAGCUGUCUGUAACCCAAAUUACUCAAGGCAAUUGAUGUCUGAACUUUUAUUCGAGUGCUACAAUGUGCCAUCAGUUGCAUAUGGCAUUGAUUCUCUCUUCAGCUUUUAUAACUACAGACCAAAAAUAACUGGUGUAUUUGGAUUAAUAAUAUCUCUUGGUCAUCACACUUGCCAUGUAUUGCCUGUUAUCCGUUCUAGGUUUGAUGUUCGUAAUGCUAAACGCAUAAAUGUUGGAACCUAUAACAUGACAAAUUUUUUUCAUCGCUUGCUACAGUUGAAAUAUUCUGCUCAUGCAUCAAUGAUCACUUUAAGCAGAGUUGAAAAUUUAAUUUUGGAACAUAUGCAAUUCAGCCCUAACUUCACAGAUGAUGUACGAUUGUGGGAGAAGGAGGAUUAUGCUAAACAUAAUACACAUGUUAUUCAAUUGCCAUAUGCAUCUUUGCCAGGCUCCUCAGUAAAUUCUGCUAGUGGAAAAAUGGAGAAAUGUGAAACACUUUUGAAACGAGUGCAAUUGGCUCGACAAAAACAACGAGCUGAAAAAAUUGCAUGUGAUGAGGAAAGAUUACAGGAGUAUCUUACUGUUCAAGAAUUACUUGAAGAAGGAGAUGAAACUGCUCUUGUAGCAUUACAAGAAUUGGGAUACAACUCAGCUACUGAACUUCAAGCUGGUAUCAAAAAAUUGAACUGCAACAUCAGAAAUCUGAAAAAUCUAAUGGCCACACAUCAGGAAGAUAAUCAAGAUUCACCAUUUAAGAAUUGGUGUGAAAUGUUGAAUAUAAAUAAUUUUUCCGAUGCCGAGUCAUGGAUAAGUGAACUUAAAUUGAAAAGAAAGGAAGUAUUUGAAGCUCACCAAAAACUGCAAUCAGACAGGUUGAAAAGUACUCAUAUUGGUGGUUUUAGUUCAACAACUUCAAAUGAUUUAUUUGGUGGUAUAUUUGCUAACCCUCUAGAAGUGAAAUCAUUACAGCAAUAUACUAUGGAGUUGGAAGAAAAGAAAGAGCAACUUAAAAUAUUAGAUGAAAUCAUUGCUGAAUACAAUCGUGAGUUUUCAAAGUCUGAAUCAAAUUUUUCUUUUAAUCUGGCAGAAUAUUAUCAGCUACAUAUAGGAUUAGAUAGAAUAAGAGUUCCAGAGAUUAUUUUUCAACCAACAAUGAUUGGUGUUGAACAAGCAGGAAUUGCUGAAACUAUUGAAAUGGUACUAGCACGCUACAAUCCAGCUGAUCAACAAAAGCUAGCUGAGAAUGUUUUCAUAACUGGAGGGUGUGCAAACUUACCAUUAAUUAAAGAAAGAGUGGAAGCAGAAUUACUAUCUAUAAGGCCAUUCAAGUCUAACUUCACUGUACAACUUGCUGAUGAUGUAAUGCUAGAUGCUUGGAAAGGGGCUAAGAAAUGGGCCACAAGUAAUGACAAUUUAAAGAAGUUUUCUAUCACACGUCAAGAAUAUGAGGAAAAAGGUGGUGAUUAUCUUAAAGAACACACAUGUUCCAAUCACUAUGUCAAUUUACCACCUUUAGUUCGUAAAGGGCUCGUCAACCCACCCACUCCUGUACCUCCUCCUAAAUCAGAACAAAAAGUUUCUUGAUGAACUUUUUAAACUGUAAAUUUUGUAAAUAUGUGUAAGAUAAAGAUCUUUUAUGUAA
Messenger RNA from Parasteatoda tepidariorum (common house spider), 2200 nucleotides. It is a transcript of the gene Arp5, whose product is annotated as Actin-related protein 5. NCBI's taxonomy places the organism in Eukaryota, Metazoa, Arthropoda, Arachnida, Araneae, Theridiidae. The record is from RefSeq and is a predicted model, not a curated record.